AUGUCGGAGGGUGGCGCUGCUUCUGAGCAGCCUGCGGUUCCUUUUGCUCCAAAGUUUGUUUUCGAUGGAAAGCGGAUGCGUAAGCCGGUCUUCAGGAGAACCGUCGAUUUCAACUGCUCUCUGAUUAGACGCCUUAAAAACUACUAUAAAGAUUCGCUUUACAACAAAACUUCGCCUAGUUCUACUGAUCCAAACUCAAUAAUUAAUUUCCAGUCUACCAACGCAUAUCCACACUCACCCUCAAGCCUAGCCACCACUAAAUUCAUACAUACGUCUACCAAUAAAAUUCGGUGUCCAGUCAAUGUUGCAAAGGUAUUAAUUCAUAUCCUUAAGGUAGUGGACUCCAGAAGGCAGAAGGUUGAUCACGGGAUCCUCAAGUGGAGAGCACAUGAGCAAGCGGUCCGUGCCCUUGCAUGGAGCCAUAAUGGAAACUUUAUGCUGUCUGGAGACAAUCUCGGGUCAAUCAAGUAUUGGCAGCCAAACAUGAACAACGUCCAAGUGAUUCAAGGACAUCACGAGUCCAUACGCGAUUUGACGUUUUCGCCUACCGAUUUGAAAUUUGCCUCGUGCUCCGAUGAUUCUGCCAUUAAAAUAUGGGACUUUAUCCAGGCAAAAGAAGAACGCCAACUGCGGGGACACGGCUGGGAUGUCAAAAAUGUCCAAUGGCACCCAAACUUUUCGCUCCUUGCCUCCGGAUCAAAAGACAACACGGUUCGUCUAUGGGACCCCAGAAUGGACCAGCCCCAGCUUGCAUUGAUACAUGGUCAUAAAAAUACCGUUCUAGACAUAAAAUGGAACCAGAACGGGAAAUGGCUAUUAACGUGCGGCAAGGACCAAGUCAUCAAGUUAUAUGAUAUUCGCAAGCUGGAGGAGCUCCAAACCUUUAAAGGCCAUAAGAAGGACAUCACAAGCUUAAGUUGGCACCCAUUUCAGGAGUCCUUUUUUGCUAGCGGAGGAUUUGAUGGAUCGCUAAUGUUUUGGAAUAUUGGGACCGAAUCCAACGUUGGUUUGAUUGAUAAUGCCCAUGAGCAGGCCAUUUGGUCCAUGGAUUGGCACCCCUUGGGCCAUAUACUGACCACAGGCUCAAAUGAUCAUACAACCAAAUUUUGGACUAGAAAUAGGCCUGGAGAACUCGCUGUGACAACUGUCCAAGCAUUUGAAAAUAAAUACAACAAUGACCUUUAA
This is a messenger RNA of Mitosporidium daphniae, 1185 nucleotides long. RefSeq lists its product as uncharacterized. The transcript has 4 exons. Gene Ontology annotation, cellular component: mRNA cleavage and polyadenylation specificity factor complex. Lineage: Eukaryota; Fungi; Microsporidia. Gene Ontology annotation, molecular function: protein binding. Bases 1 to 1185 code for a protein of 394 amino acids. The record is from RefSeq and is a predicted model, not a curated record.